GCAGUCUCUCGUUAUUAGAUGCGGGGUAAAGAUGACUUGAGGCGCGGACUGCUCUCCAUCCAGGGCUCGGGGAAGGAAGACAGCUACAGGGAGAGAAAGCAGAAGGUGUGCUGAUUCAUCUGUUUAUUCAGAGAUUUGUGUGGGUUUAGGAAUUCAUAAAGUUGUUCUGUGUUUGGAAACCUUUUAGAGCAACAGGCAUUGUGAAGAUGAACAUUCAGUCAGCCAUCAGCCGUGAGAUCUUUGUCCCAAGAGAUGAAAAGUUACUGGUGGCCAUUGAGGUGAGGAGGAGGAUGAAGAAGAAAGGACUGUCCUUCCUCAAUGCAGGUCGCAAGAGGGACUACUUAACUUACCUCUGCCUGUCAGUUACUAACAGCAGACCAGCUCAAGUCCUCGUCACUAAAGUUAAGAGGUAUCGGGGCACGAGGCAGUUUGCUAAAAGGUCCCAGUGGUCUGUGGAGCAGCUGCGGCAGGUCAAUGGGAUCAACCCCGAUAAGGACACUCCUGAGUUCGACCUAGUGUUCGAUCGCACCACUGAUCAAUGGGUGGCCAGCUCAGCUGCAGAGAAAUGCAUGUUUGUGCAGGUUCUCUAUCAUGCUUGUCAAAACUACUGGGAGACCAAGCUCGCCCAAGCCAACCCAGCAUCCCCUGGAGACCAGAAGAUACCAGGAGCUCCGGAGAACAAGAAGAGCCCUGGUGCUCCAAGCCAAACUAGUUUUGUCAACUGUCAGCAAAAGCUAAUGGGAGAUGCCUGUUCUGUUAAUAUGGUCAUCUAUCGCUGCAAAAUUUUUUUGAACAGAAUGAAAAACAGUAUGACUGCAAACCAGGGUCGGCCUCAGCGUGAAGCAGCAGCUGUUAAAGCAUCCAGGAGCAGGAGCAGGAGCAGCCCGUCUCCUCCGGUGGUGAGGAAGAUGGGGAACGUGAUGCGGAGGGCCAGUCAGGUUCUGAGUGAACGCGGGGAGCGUCUGAUGAGGGCCGAUGAUAAAACCAGCCACUUGAUGCAUGGGGCCAAGCAGUUUGCUGAGGCUGCUCAGAAGAACAAAUUGCCUCCUUUGAAGUAAUGCAUCACAUUGAAAUGAAUUGGCAUUUAUAAGAGUUAGGGUUAUUUUUGGGUGAUAUUUAUUAAUGUAAUGCAGGUUUAGCACUUCAUGUAGCUUAUUGGAAGCACUAUUUCUUUUCUCACUAUUUCUCAUUUAUUUUAACUCUCAAAAUAAUAUGAUUAUAUUAUUUGAAUAUGCAGUGUGUGUGUGUACACACAUUUUUAUAUAACUGAUUUAUUUAUUUAUUUUUUUACUUAUUUAAUAUUUUACAUAUUUAUUGGUGUUUCAGAUUAUGAUUGCCCACAUGAUAAUCUUUAAUUUAACAGUGGUAAAUUAAUUCAACUAAAAUAACACAUAGAGAUGAUAUACUCAUGAAUGGCUUGAUGCUCAGUUCUGAUCACAGGAGGAGGCUGCUUUUAUCUGCUUUUUAGAUGCUACAAGCUGUUUCAUUUCACUGUGAACACAGUGUUUAUCCAUGUGAAUGCGAUCGGUGUGUGAAUAACACAUUUUUGUUGUUCUGUCAAGGCCAUCUCCGUCUUCUCUGUGUUGUAAUAACAGUCAGCUUUGUCUGUGUUGUGAUUGUGACCAGCAGUAGCAGGAGCUGCAUGUCAUGAGAGGCCAGAGGGUGUUUUCCGCAUCGAGUCGGACACCCUGUUUGGUGUUGGUGUGUGAUGCAUUCUGUUUUCUGCUGUCGUCCUCAUGCUAUCAUUUUGUUGUCUCCUAUGUGUUAUAUUGUUUUUUUAUAUCCAAUUUAUAUUUCAUAAUAUAUGUGUAGCAGAGAAUUCUAUAUGUCCUUGUCUUUGUCAGUGCUCUUGUACACAUUUGAAACAUGUUAAAUGUGUAAACAACACCCUUCAUUUGCGCAAUAAAUGAAACGGGACCCACUUAGA
Cyprinus carpio (common carp) is the source of this 1927-nucleotide messenger RNA. Its product is annotated as syntaxin binding protein 6 (amisyn), like. Lineage: Eukaryota; Metazoa; Chordata; Actinopteri; Cypriniformes; Cyprinidae. Gene Ontology annotation, molecular function: phosphatidylinositol-4,5-bisphosphate binding. Gene Ontology annotation, cellular component: exocyst; plasma membrane. Gene Ontology annotation, biological process: Golgi to plasma membrane transport; exocytosis. The record is from RefSeq and is a predicted model, not a curated record.